This is a messenger RNA of Fusarium odoratissimum NRRL 54006, 4909 nucleotides long. RefSeq lists its product as uncharacterized. The record is from RefSeq and is a predicted model, not a curated record. Bases 1143 to 4400 code for a protein of 1085 amino acids. Gene Ontology annotation, molecular function: ATP binding; ATP-dependent DNA damage sensor activity; mismatched DNA binding. The transcript is spliced from 2 exons. Lineage: Eukaryota; Fungi; Ascomycota; Sordariomycetes; Hypocreales; Nectriaceae. Gene Ontology annotation, biological process: mismatch repair. Gene Ontology annotation, cellular component: nucleus.
CGAUUGCUUUAGAGGGAACCAGACCCUGUAGAUCUCGGAAAAGCCGCGAAUCGCCAUGCAUUAGCUACCGUCGUUCGAGGGCGAUGACUCUCGACUGUUUACUCACACGUUGUUCGCGAAGACCCGGGUCCCUCUCGUUGGUCAACGCCUCCAUGGUCAGAUUCCUUCCGUUUCAUGGCUACAUGUGCUGUUCGCUUGUGGGCUCUGGCGCUGUCCAUCUCCGUAAAAUCUCUGGAGUACCUUGUCAUAAAGUCCCUGGAUCAUCCAUCAGGAUCGGAAUUAUAAGUCGGGGGGGUUCUACUAUUACCGAACGUUCUUUUCCUCAUUCGUUACCUGAAGAUGAGGAGAUUUUGUGGUUGCCGACCCUAGUAAUAAAAAUUGUUGACAAUUGUGUCCCAUUAAACAAGGUGAUAGUUAUGACAGUCCGCAGUGGUGUUUCUAUGCUCGUCGAUGCAGAUUUGGUCUCUCAGAUGAAGCUGUUACACUGACUCCCACUCCUGGGCUCGGUGCGAUCGAUUUUGAUUUACCUACCUAGGUAGGGAUCUUCUUUUCCUUUUUCUUCUUCACCGAUAUAUCCCAUAACGCUCAUAUCCGCUGUUCCCCACAUGGAACAACCAGAAACUACAGAGAAUUUGAAGCUGCUGUCUACCCAGCGCAAGCUGUAACUCACCGAUUGUGUUCUAUUCUUGUGCCCUAUUAGCAAAUCGCAUUGGUUCCAUAAAUUGAUUUACGAUACUCGGAGCCACUUUUUGAUGGCCCAUGCUGCUGUUUUCCUCGCUAUUACACCUUACCUACCUUAGUUUCGAGCAUCUCGCACCAGCGGGGUUGUAUGGGAAUGCUCUUCUCUUUCUCCUGUCAUCAUAUGAGUUCUGCAUGAUCCUUCCAUUAAUCACCAUACCAUUCCUUGUUCAGAGCCACCAUUUUGCACGCCAGAUCUUGCUUCUAUUGUCGACAGCCUCGGGCCCCGCAGCAAGCAUUAGUUAAUUAAAGCUGGAGUGUUGGUUGAUGAACGACCCCUCUUGAGCUGUUCUCAAAUCAGGAAUUGGCCUGAAGCCUUGCUUGCUGGAUACUUCAAACAUCCAUUCGUUGCAUAAACACCACCGCCACUGCAACAGCCCAUCCCGUCUCCAUGUUCCAGCCGUAUGGUGCCCCCAGUGUUCGGCAUCCGCCAUCUGCGGCCCUUGGCAUCACCAUCAGCUUCAACUUCAACUUCCAGGUCUAUCUCUGUGCCUGCCUCUUCUUCAGCUUCAGCUUCUAGCUCCGUGCUCAAGGCGGCCACAUUUGUUGUUUCUAAUGCUGCAGCAAUAGUAGGAGCUCCUUCACCUAAAGCUUCUGCCAUUUCUCAUGGACACUGUCAUAUUGAGCACUCACUAUACCAUGGCUUCUCUAUCCGCUCAUUCCAACAUCCACCAUCUCCCCAUCGUCCUCUCCAAGCCAGGGGUAAAAAGACCACCACCACCAUAAAGCUCUCCGAUUUGCCUCAGGGGCUUAUUCAACCGAAGCCAGUAUCUCCUCUACCAACGUCAUCGUCAGUUUCAUCUCCCCACGAUGAGUCGACAGAGGCUUUGCCGCUCCCGCUGCCGCCAUUACCCCAAGAUCCUCCCGCGUAUCCCACCGUGCUGCUUCAAGCCCGCCAGAACAUGCUCAAGUUUGAUAACUGUGUGUUGCUGACGCGAGUGGGCGGUUUCUAUGAGCUCUACUUUGAGCACGCUGAGGAGUACGGGCCCCUGUUAAACAUCAAGGUAGCUAACAAAAAGACAAAUGCUGGUCAUGUCCCCAUGGCAGGUUUCCCCUUCUUCCAGCUCGAUCGUUUCCUCAAAAUUCUCGUUCAAGAUCUCGGUCGCCAUGUCGCGAUCGCUGAGGAGUAUCCAAACUCUCCCACAGCGAAGGUCAGGUCAGGUGGGUUGAUGCAUGAUCGUCGAGUUGCUCGUAUCAUUACUCCCGGAACUCUAAUAGAUGAGAAUUUUAUGGAUCCAUAUGCCAACAACUACGUGAUGGCGAUUCAUAUAGACCCAGGCACCAAAGCCACAAAUACCAUCACUAAUGUAAAGGCCGUUAUCGGCCGAGUGGCAGGUUCAGAAGGAGGACUAGGGGGCCAAGGACCCGAAUCAGCCCACCCAGCACCAUCAGCUGUUGGCGUUGGCCGAGGUGCUGGACAGUCUCAGGGGUUCCGAGACGCCGUGCCACUCGGCCUGGCAUGGCUUGAUCUCUCAACUGGUUACUUCUGCACCCAAGAAGCCAAUCUUGCAUCCUUACCGACGAUCUUGUCCCGACUAUGCCCGCGCGAGCUUCUCCUAGACCAGGCACUGCAGUCCUGCCCUGACAAUGGCCUAUCUGACCUCCUCGCUGAGGAUCGUCACAUCAUCUCAUACGCACCCCGCCCGCAUGAUUCUUCGCUGUUUCAUCCGGAAAACUGGACGCCCAUGCUGGAGUGUGCCCUAGCUGAACAUGAAGCAUCCGCCUUCUCGCCAGCUGAGGUACACGCUGCCGGCUUCCUUCUUGGUUAUGUCAAGGAUCGGCUGCAAGGCAUGAGUAUGAAGUUGCAACCUCCGCUAAGGAACAAAGACAUGCAGGUCAUGGCUGUCGAUAAAAAUAGCAUGCGUGCUCUUGAGAUCAAGCAAACCAUUCGUGAUGGUGUGUUCCGGGGUAGUUUGCUGCAUGCCAUUCGUCGCACUGUUACUAAAAGCGGUGCUCGACUUCUCAACGAGUGGUUGAGUGCACCGUCCACGUCUCUUGAGCUCAUCACUAGUAGACAGGAUCUCGUCACCCGCUUUAUCGACGAUGUAAACCUGAGUGACUCCGUAAUCCUCUUGUUGCGUAGGAGUCACGACUCUCAGCGCCUCGUUCAGAAGUUCACACUUGGCCGUGGCGAUGCUGAUAACCUCCUCGAUUUGGCCAGUACUAUCGAUGCGACCAAGGAUAUCGUGAAUCUCUUGAAAAGGGCGAACGCUGCAUCUCGCAAGUCAGAGCACCACUGCCUAACUUCAUUGAUAUCUCGAAUCAGUCUCACGCAGCCCCUGAAACUUUCCCAGCGCAUCAGAGAUGCAAUUGAUGAAGAAGGUAUCGAGUUACAGCAUGAGGUCCAAGACUCCGAGGCCAGCCAGAUGUUAGCCCUUGCUGAAAAUGUCGUUAGCAACGAAGGUUCACAGGACGAUGCGGCAUCUCUUCCUAAGGGCAAGCGAAAACGGCCCGUCAGUAUUCGGGAUUAUUACGCCGAAGAGAAUGGAGCUUGGAUCAUGAGACCUGCUGCGAGCCCAAACUUGACAAAGCUUCACACUGAUCUCGCGACUUUGACAGGAGAGAAAGCGACACUCAACGAGACCCUCCGCGAAAGCCUCAAUGCUCCAAGUUUAUCCCUUAAGUGGACACCUGGCCUUGGCCACAUUGCCCAUAUCAAGGGCAAAGACGCUCGAAAUCUCGCUGAUGUACAAGCUCUGUCCUCGAGCCGUUCUACGCGAUCUUUUCACAUAUCCGAAUGGACACUUCUCGGGCAGCGUAUGGACCAAGUUCGCGCCCAGAUUCGUGCUGAAGAACAAGCCGUGUUCUACUCCCUUCGAGAGCUUGUCGUCAAAAAUCUUGUCAAGCUGCGCCGUAAUGCCGCCGUCCUCGAUGAACUUGACAUCACAACCUCCUUCGCUAAGUUGGCUCGCGAGCAGAACCUCGUCCGGCCCGUGCUGAACAAUACGACUAGUCAUACCAUCAUAGGCGGCAGACAUCCCACUGUUGAGGGCGGCCUAUUUGAGCAGGGUCGAAGUUUUGUGAGGAACGACUGUCUGGUUGGAUCACCAACUGACGGCCGGAUCUGGUUGAUCACAGGUCCCAACAUGGCCGGUAAAAGUACGUUUCUACGCCAGAAUGCUCUCAUCACGAUCUUGGCCCAGAUCGGUUGCUACGUGCCUGCAUCAUACGCAGAACUAGGGAUUGUGGAUGCUAUCUUUAGCCGAGUGGGCUCAGCUGACAACCUCUACCGCGAUCAAAGCACAUUCAUGGUUGAGAUGCUGGAAACAGCAGCUAUCCUCAAGCAGGCAACACCGCGGUCUUUCGUCAUCAUGGAUGAGAUCGGUCGAGGUACCACGCCAGAGGACGGUACAGCUGUCGCCUUUGCAUGCCUGCAUCACCUCGCGACCGUCAACCAAUGCCGCACCCUUUUUGCGACACACUUCCACUCUGUAGCCGACUUGGCUCAAGAAGAGGGGUUGUGUCCAGCUGAGGCAGGUGUUGUUCAGACAUAUUGCACCAAUGUAGUCGAGGAUGGUGAGGGAGGUUUCUUCUACAAUCACAAACUUCAGAGAGGUAUUAACCGACAAAGCCACGCACUGAAAGUUGCAAGGCUUGCUGGGCUACCGGAUCGAGCCAUUGAGGUAGCGAAACGUGCCUUGAAACAAGAUAACUUCAUAUAGGUGACUUUUGGUAGGUAUUGAUGGUGAAGUCGCGCCUCUCGCAGUGAGGGGCGGCAGGCAGGGCCAAUAACAAAGAUUUAAAGACUUCAUGAUAUCUUCUUGCAAGCCAAUCGCAUCCAAAGCUCAUCAAUUUAUGAGAUAACGAAAAGUAAGACAAAUUACAAGGCGUGAGAAUGCAAUGGAUAGUAUUGAUCGAUAUUGGUCUAUCGUCAAACUCUAAUCCGUGCCUGGAUAAUGUAAUAGGAGUUCUAAACUUCCAAUUAUAAUAUAAUAUUAGGCUAUAGGAAGAUUAACUAGGAGUCCAAGUUUUUUCCUGGUACACAUGGUUAGGUAUUACCAUUCUUCUCAUAUCCUACAGUUUAGCUAGGCUAUUGGAUUCAUUUAAGAAACAUGCACGGACAUCACACCAUGGAAGCUUGAGAACAAUCGAGGGCGUGGAGACCUGUAUGAUUUGACCAUUAGCUUUGAUACUCUCAAAAAACAACUUGUCAAAAUAAAAUGAUUGUGAU